Wallemia mellicola CBS 633.66 is the source of this 479-nucleotide messenger RNA. RefSeq lists its product as hypothetical. The coding region runs from base 73 to 351 and encodes 92 amino acids. The transcript is spliced from 2 exons. The record is from RefSeq and is a predicted model, not a curated record. NCBI's taxonomy places the organism in Eukaryota, Fungi, Basidiomycota, Wallemiomycetes, Wallemiales, Wallemiaceae.
AAAAAUAAAAUCGGUCAAGUAAAAGUAGUUGAGAAAUUAUUUAUCGCCCAUCGGAAGUAUAUCUGAACUAUCAUGACCUCACAUUUAAAGCAGCUACUAUUUCCGAAAAUCACUUUAGGUCUUAUUAUUGCUUUAUCGUCAGUCGUAAUGUCUCUAUGGGUUGGUGAUAUGGGAUUUUGGUUGGCUACAUGGGGUGCUGGUGUCUUUGUAAUCAAAGGAGGCGAUACGAUCGUCAGUUGCGCUGGUUCAGAAGCGGAAUCAUUGAGGUGUUUAGUGGAUGCUUCAACUACAGUUCUGAGUGGUGCUGCAAUUAUUCUUGGGGGACAUAGCCAAGGUUGGUUCAACAGGUAGUACCGAUAUGUUUAAGUACGCCCACAUAAACACGUCAGUUUGCCUUAUUGCAGAUCUUCACUAUCUUGGUCUUGCUUUCGUCGUUUACCUGCUAAACUCCCGGAACAAUUAGGAGAUAUUCUCAUUUU